UCUCACUCGCCGAGUUUCUGCCGACUGCUCUAUCAUCGUUCUAAUUUGUAUUUCUAUCUCUACUUAUGUAGAAUGCUCGUGCGCAACCUCCAAGCAGUUUCGGUUUAUUGACACCACCAACAUAAACAGAUCUGUCUGCUCUGUCGUCUGGUUUUUCAAUGCCUGUUUCAGACGCAGAGGAUGAAGAGGUCCAUCAGGAUGUCAAUGGAUUAGCCAUGCAUGGCCUCGCAGACGCGCCUGACAUCUAUAUAGGUUACCUUCCAUCAUUUCGCGCACACUUGCGAGACACCAAAGCCCACCUCGCUGGGUCUAUCCCCUUAUAUGACACCCCCGAUCCCGAUCCCUCAACCCAGUCUACGCCCCCUCCACAUAGUACUAAGCAAGAUGACGUUCCUUCUUCUCCUGAACAAGUCGAAGAGAGCUCUGAAAUACCACUACGCAAAUCAAAACCAACGAUCUGGAGUUCCUCACUCUCUUCUUGGUCCCAAUCAGAGGUAGACGCAUUCUUUCACGCGUUGUCGGUCCACUCUCGCUGGCGGCCAGACUUGAUCGCAGAGGCUGUAAAGACCAAAGGCGAGAUCGAAAUUGUAGAGUUCCUCAUUACUCUGGAUUCGUGUGCGCGUUCUUGUGCCACCGGGACCGGUGACAUCAUGUCGACUGCCCCUGCUGCGAUCGAAGUGUCGGAUGAGUGGAUAGUCGCAGAAGAGGCCAUGGCUGCCGCUCUGACCAUCGAAGAGGAUCACGGUGAACUUCAGCAACUGGAGGCGCUAAGGAGAAAGAGGGUAAGGGACGCAAAGGCGGACAUGAUCCCGAGAGGAAAACGGAGGCGAGUCACGGUCGAAGUUGGCACAGAUGAACCCAUGGUAUGUGAGGAUUCGGAGAUGGAUGAUUUCGAGAGCGACUUGAUGAGCGUUGAGGUCGUCAAGGGAAAGGCUCGCUUCGAAAAAUGGCACGCGCGUAAGAUCGCUGCUUGGGAACGAGACGAUCUGUUUAAGAAGCUCGACGACGUGCAUUUGCAAGUCUUGGAUAUAAUGCUGCGCGAGGAUGAAGAGGACUUGGACACCGGAAUGGACACGGGAGUACUCUCCCCCACGUCUCGCCGACGCCAUACAAAGCGACUUUACAUGCGGCGAAAGCGUGCGCAGCUCCGAGGCGAAGAUGUGGUACCAGUGACCGUCGCAAGAAUGAAGCCUGGGAGGAAGGGAAAAGAAAAGGCAGCUCAAGUGGUGGAAGAGACCAAGAAAGAGGAAGUGUCUCCCUCCGGGAAAGAAAUUGGGAAUAGGGAUGCAAUGACUCCAGAGCUUACUUAUCCUGAUUCCCAAUCCGAUGACGAUGACAGGCAUAUUAACGUGGGUGGGAAAAAGCGAUACCAGAAAAUCAGGUCCGAUUUUGAAGAUGCUAGGAUCAAUGCAUUCUACCUCAAUGAAUAUGGUAUGGAUCUCUUUCAUCUCGGGCGCUUGGGAAAGCUCAUGGGGAUAUACAAAUCGCUCGAGCAAUACCCAGAGGAUGAUGUUGGCACCAACUUCAUCUCCCCAGAGUUAAUACGGUACCUUCAAGCAUCUGUGGUUGCGUUUACGACGGAUGUCAUGCAUCGUGCAACCGUGUGGAAGGAACAGGCUAAUGAACUCAAGGGCCAGAAAAAAGUUUGGAAGGGCGCGCUGCACCAGAUAAAUCAACAGGCUGUCGAGCAUGCCUUAAAGACAAUCGGUGUGAGGACUUUGAGUCAGCAAGAGCACUUUUCAAAACUCCUUGAUCAGUACGAUUUAUCUCCGGACAAACGGAAGCGCAAGCCAAAAUCUAGCACCCCCGGAGAUGUGGAGGAUGAGCGAGCGCGCACUGCCGGACAUUCUCCUGACGCCGAAAGUUACGACAUUGCACUCUCGCCUCAUCGUGCAAUAUACACGCCUACAUUUCUCGCUCCCGCCUCAUUUAAUGUCGGUAUUAUGGACACUUUCUUCCCGGGUUACGAUGGACAGCUUCCAUCGAAAACCCUGAUCGAUGAGGAUUUACGCUAUGCGAUGGAGGGAUCGUUACUCUCGAAUGAGACAGAUGAGGAGGCUCUAGAAGAUGAGUUGAUAGAGGACGAGAUGUUGGAUCAGGAGCAGCUAUGGACCGAAGUCGAAAGAGAAGAGGGAGAUGAUGCAAGCGUGACGUCGGAGCAAUGAUAUUUGAAUGUGGAUAAUAGUCUCUAGCUACCCCAUCACUUUAUAAUUGAUUAAUAGUUAUGGUACAUGUUGCCAUUACAGAUAUAUAUCGAGCAUUGGCGAUUUGGAGAUGAUAGGUGCGUUCGAGGAGCUGUUGGCUAGGGAGAAGCAUUCUGAUUUAGAAUACAUACGAUAUACAAUGUUUGUCGAACUUUAUUAGACACUGUUCCGUUGUAGGAGCUACUUCUGUUGAACACUGCUCGAUAGUAGAUUUCAUGCAUAAUUGCAUAGGAAUGGAGUCGGGUC
Suillus subaureus is the source of this 2450-nucleotide messenger RNA. RefSeq lists its product as uncharacterized. Gene Ontology annotation, molecular function: RNA polymerase I general transcription initiation factor activity; rDNA binding. The transcript is spliced from 6 exons. The coding region runs from base 159 to 2165 and encodes 668 amino acids. NCBI's taxonomy places the organism in Eukaryota, Fungi, Basidiomycota, Agaricomycetes, Boletales, Suillaceae. Gene Ontology annotation, biological process: nucleolar large rRNA transcription by RNA polymerase I; transcription initiation at RNA polymerase I promoter. The record is from RefSeq and is a predicted model, not a curated record. Gene Ontology annotation, cellular component: RNA polymerase I upstream activating factor complex.